AUGGAAAAGGUGGCAAAGGAAUACGGAGAUAAUGAAAGAAAAAAGGAACGCGAGCGAUGUGCUGAGCUGGUUAAUAGCAUGUGCACAAAUAUAACACAGUAUACCGCCAUGGAAGUCAGAGCGGUAGCGCAUGGCUUGUCGCUGAUAUUCGGAAAGGAUGUCGACGGAAAGUGGCUACAAGAGAUAGCCGCUUUCGUUCUCAAACGUGCUUAUAUCAUGCCAGUAUACCUGCUAUAUCCUCUAGUUAACACAGAACCAUUAUCAGGCAUUAGCAAAAUGGCAGGAACCCAAAGUGGAUUGCCAUUCGACCAACUGCUGCAGGCAUGCUCCGACCGUGUCGGAGAAGCGAAUUCGAUCGAUCUAGCAACAAUCGCACAAACAGCAGUACUGCUAAAAAAGAGAUUGGGGAUAGCUGACCUCAUGAGCAAAGUAGCUAAUGCAACAAUGACUCAGCAAACACUUGGGGAAAUAUCGCCGACCAAUGCAGUCCUUAUUCUUUAUGCUUUCGCCCACACUGGCAUCAGAAACGAACAACUUAGCCAAAUAUUGACGCAAAUCAUAGCAGAAAUGGAACAUGAUGACGUGGAACCGCAUCUGAUACCCCUGGCACUUCACGCGCUUGCCCGUCUGGGUACAAAGGACAAGCAGGUCCUAGAAACAAUCGCAAAUCACGCUCUCAAAGUCACCCACGACAUGGGACCAGAAAAUAUAUCGGGGUUGGUGUGUGCUUUGGCAAAACUAAGAUUUAAACACUCGUUGUUGUUGAGAGGAAUGGCAAAACGUACGAAGCAGUUGAUGCCCUCUAUCGACGUACGUGAGCUAAGUAACAUAUUCUGGGGGUUUGCUAAACUAAAAUACGAUGACAGUGUAUUUGCGGAUGACAUAAUAGAUAGAUGUCUCCAGUACAACCAAAUAGAUAACAUGUCGUUCGCACAGAUAUUCGAGGCUAUCAGGUGUUAUCAUGCAGUGCAUAAAUCUGAAGCCAUCAAGGAACUGCUGCAGCGGUACCUAACUGUCAUGCCGCAGUGCUCCACACAAAUUGUCACGCAAAUGGCAUGGUGUUCUUGUAGUCUAGGGCGCAACGACCACGGAAUUGUAUCAAAAUCGCUCGAUGUGCUCAAAUCGAGAAAACGAAACAGAGUGGAACAAAAAUAUGUCGAUAUGUUGUUAGAGGCUCUGAAAACGAGUAAACUGGAGCCAGAAGAGAAACUUAGGCACUACAUUACUGAACUGAGGUCGGACAGCUAG
Messenger RNA from Babesia sp. Xinjiang, 1248 nucleotides. RefSeq lists its product as uncharacterized. The coding region runs from base 1 to 1248 and encodes 415 amino acids. The record is from RefSeq and is a predicted model, not a curated record. NCBI's taxonomy places the organism in Eukaryota, Apicomplexa, Aconoidasida, Piroplasmida, Babesiidae. Gene Ontology annotation, biological process: regulation of mitochondrial mRNA stability; mitochondrial RNA processing. The transcript has 8 exons. Gene Ontology annotation, cellular component: mitochondrial matrix; ribonucleoprotein granule. Gene Ontology annotation, molecular function: RNA binding.